AUGAAUCAGGGAGGGGCUUCAGAAUCUGCUGGUGAAAGAAACAUGAGGCUUGGAGAAAUCUCCAGGAUUAGGGACUCUGUUGCUUUCUCAGAUGCCCUUCCUAGGCCCACACUCUGGGCCAUCCCAAGUCCUGUGGUCCGCGGGGCAGCAGAUGUGACCCUUAGGUGCCAGGGUCACCUGGGGAGUGACCAAUUCCAGCUCUGGAAGGAUGGAGAGCUCAGAGAGGAGAGAAAUGCAACCUGGCAGAAGGCAGAGUUCGUGCUCAGGAAUGUGGAUGAAUGUAGAGAUGCGAGAAGCUACAGCUGCCGCUCUGGGCAGGGAUCCUGGUGGUCAGAGCUCAGUGAAGGCCUGGCCAUGGUGGUGACAGAUGAGGGGCUGCUGGUCUACAACCAUCCCUGGUGGCACCUGACAAAGCCUUCCUGGGCCCACAACAUUUUUCUGAAGGUGACCCAGGAGCCCAGUUAUCCAGCCGUGAACAGGCCGACAGACCUGGGAGCCCUCCCCAAACCCUCCAUUUCAGCCUCACAUGACUCCACAAUAUUCCCAGGGGCAACAGUGACCAUCUGGUGCCAGAUGUCAUCACAGGCUCCUCCUCAGGACUACAGUUGUGCCCUGCUGGAGGCAAAGAGCCUGGAGCCCUUGCAGCAACACAGCCCAGCAGGGACUUGGGCUGUUUUCUCACUUCUGUCUGUGAGGCCUGAGGACACUGGGAGCUACAGCUGCAUUUACUACAAGAAGAAAGCCCCCUUCAGUGGGUCCCAUCCCAGCCAGGCUGUGAAGCUGACUGUGCUUGGACAACUCCCCAGGCCCACUCUGUGGGCCCAACCUGGCCUCAGGGUGGCCCCAGGGGCCAACAUCACUCUCUGGUGUUCAAGGCCCAAGCUGUCUUCCCUUGAAGAAGUGACUUUCACUCUGUGGAAGGCUGGGACCCUGUGGCCCUUACAGCAGCAGGCCUCAACAGAUCUCUGGACUAGCUUCCUGCUCCCAUCUGUGAGACCUGAGAACACUGGGAGCUACAGCUGUUCUUACAGGGACAGGAGAGCAUAUGCUAGAGGAUCAAAGCCCACUAAGGUCCUGGAGCUGGUGGUGACAGAUUCUCUCCCCAAGCCUUCCCUCUCAGCCUGGCCUGGCCCAGAGGUGGCCUCAGGAGCCAACGUGACCCUCCUGUGCCAGGGGCCCUCGUGGAGUGGUAGCUUGGUUCUGCACAAGGAUGGAGAUGAGAAAAUGUUGCCAAGCACUCAAGAUGGGGCCAAGUUCUUCCUGACCCACGUGACCCCCCAGCACUCUGGCAAUUAUAGCUGCAGCUACCAGCUUCCCACCAAUGGAAGGCUCUGGACAGAACACAGUGAGCCCCUGCAGCUUAGAGUGACAGGUUCACAGCCCAGUGACACCCUCAUUAUCAUCCUCAGCUGUGUUUCCUCCCUCCUCCUCCUCCUCUGCCUUCUCUUGCUGGCACUCCUCUGCCAAGGAUCCAUCCGUGUGGGGUCUUCACAAGGAGAGAGCCCUAGGAGGUGUCUUUCUUUUCCUUGCCUUUCUUGGACUACCUGCCUGCCCCAUCAGCCUGAGGGCCCCAGAGAGGAGACCCUGUAUACAGAAGUGGCCAAGAAGAGACCAAGAGAACGAUUGGUCACCAAAGCUGAAGACCCCCAGGGAAUGACCUAUACUCAGCUGAACAUUAGAACCUUGAAUGAGAGGAAAACUGACCGCAUGAAGACACCGACAGAGCCCAUCAUCUAUUCCACUGUGCCCAGGGACUGAGGGUUUGGGCACCUUUCACAGAAGAAAUUCUCUCCCGUCCUCUCCUCCCCCAUCUUCUCUUCUCCCAUCUGCUCUCCUCUCCCUCACCCCUAUUUCAUUUGUUUUGUGAGUACAUCUUCCCCAGGUUUCUAUCAUUGAGGAGCCAUGAUGUUUAUUGGGGUUAUCCAUUUCUAGAUUUGUGCACAGCAAGUACAGCCAUCUAUGAUAACGAGAAACAUACAAGACAUAUCUGGAGUAGAAGUUGGCCAGUCAUCUCAAAGGGGAAGUUAUUAGCAUUUGUGCAGAUCAGGAAAUGUCUUCUGAACUAGACUGGAUUGGAGCUGAGUUUUAAAGGAACCCAGGCAAACGAAGAGGCAGAUUGGAGGAAAGAUGACAUUCCAGGCAUGGGGACAGCCACCACCGAAGCAUGGAGUUAGGACACUGUUGUGGACAGGGGCAAAAAAAUUGUCUUUUGUAGAUGUUUCAUAAAGUGGAGUGAAAUGACGUGUAAGGAGAUUGGAAAAGGAGGAAACUGCUGAGGCUCACCCCCGCACUGCCAUCCUCCCCUCAUCACUCACACUCCUCUCGUGUAUCCAGUCUGGUGCAGGUCUAUGUUUUCCAUCUCUGUAACAUCUCUUGGACAUGUCCCUUUCUCUCCAAUCACACAGCUACUACCCUGGAGCUCAACUCACACGUGGUCUAUUGCAAUCGCCUGCUGGUGGAUCUGCCUGCCACCAGUCUCUCUCACUCCAGUCCAUCAUCCACUCAGCCAUCAAAUUGAUGAUUCUGAAGUGCAGGACUGACUAUGUCAGUCGCCUAGUCAGACACCUAGUCAAUAAAUCCUAUAAACGCUAGGAUUAAAUGUGAAAUCCUCUGUCAUUCCAAGCCCUUCAUAACCUCCCCCAUGACCUUUUAACUCUUCUUACACCUUAUAUCCUCUCACUUGCUCAUGGUACAGGUGCCCUUUGGAUCCUUUAUUGAUAUUCAUGGAGUUCAGUCCCAC
Molecule: messenger RNA, 2740 nt
Organism: Vombatus ursinus (common wombat)
Lineage: Eukaryota; Metazoa; Chordata; Mammalia; Diprotodontia; Vombatidae
Product: leukocyte immunoglobulin-like receptor subfamily B member 3
Exons: 11
Coding region: 1-1758 (585 amino acids)
Cellular component (GO): plasma membrane
Source: RefSeq, a predicted model, not a curated record